AUGUUCAUUGAGAGAUUUUCUGAAAGACGUCAACCCAGGGUUCAACAGCUUUCUCAAACUGGUCGCCACUUUGAAACUUGUCGUGGAGAACUUUUCAGCCAAAUGCGCUCCAGAAAUGACAUGCCAACUGCCUUGAAGUUUCCAUAUCUGUUUGCGCCCACCAUUCGCGAGUCAUUGAAACCACUCACUGACAUUGGCUUUGUCUACUACACUUCCCCACACUCUUAUUAUGAAGUACCAGAUGAGAUGAAACUCCCGUUUCGAGACCUGCCUUCUUUGUCUGUUCCAUCGUCAGUAGAAAUGGCAAAAGAUGACCAGAGGUUGAUGAGAGACUGGAGGGACAGCUCUGGUAAACCGGUCCGUCAACUGACAGUUCGAAAUCAAAGUACCAAGGACAAUGUAGGUACACUUCCAUUGUUCGCAUACACAACACCAGAUCAGCCUCCAAGACCAUUAGAUUUUUCCACCACAGACGACCUCACAGCUAGAGAAACAGUGGUCACAGAGAUUGAGCAGGAAGCUGUCAGAGGAGCCAUUUUAUUUGAGGCAAACAGUGUUGUGGUCGUCAAGCGCGACCACAUACGUGGAUACCCGAACAGGGGACCCUUCUUUGUUUGA
This is a messenger RNA of Porites evermanni, 618 nucleotides long. The record is from the annotation of a GenBank genome assembly. NCBI's taxonomy places the organism in Eukaryota, Metazoa, Cnidaria, Anthozoa, Scleractinia, Poritidae.